Molecule: messenger RNA, 2709 nt
Organism: Megalobrama amblycephala (Wuchang bream)
Lineage: Eukaryota; Metazoa; Chordata; Actinopteri; Cypriniformes; Xenocyprididae
Gene: ccdc13
Product: coiled-coil domain containing 13
Exons: 16
Coding region: 217-2235 (672 amino acids)
Biological process (GO): non-motile cilium assembly; cytoplasmic microtubule organization
Cellular component (GO): centriolar satellite
Source: RefSeq, a predicted model, not a curated record
GUCUCUGCACGCGCUUCCUGGCGACGCGUUUCCACGGAGACGGUCGCGUAUACAAAUGGACGGAAAACACCUCGCGAAUACCUCAGCAUCUUUGUUAAUAUCUUUGUAUUUUUAUAAAAUGACUUAAAACCAUAUAAAUUCCCAAAUAGGUUGACGGAAAUCGUACUAAAUUCGUCUGGCUUUCAUGCUGUUAGUGUCAUCUCUGAUGUCUCAGUGAUGGAUGGAGACAGUGAGGAGAUAAAGGAGCACCUGAGGCUUCAGUUUCAGACUCUUCAGGAGCAACAGGUGCAGCGCAUCCGGAGGAGACUGGAGAUGAAACAGACGGAUACAGAGAAGACUUCUCCUCUCAGCAGCCUGGACAAUAUCAAUCUCAUGGAAGAGGACGGGGACGUGAUGGAUCUGUUCAACGCGAGAGUGAUCCAGAAUGAAAACGAACAGUUGCAUGAUCGUCUGAGGGAGCUGAGAGACGAGAACGGCCGACUCCACAAACUGCUGAGCGAGAAAGACUUUGAGAUAAAACACCUGAAGAAGAAGAGAGAGGAGGACAGGCUGGCUUUGGCAGGUACUGCUGGUUUGGCAGGAGAUGCAGCUGCAACCAAGAUCGUGGAACUGUCAAAAAAGAAUCGAGAAUUAGCUGCUGAAAUGGAGCGAGAGAAGACCAAAACUAAACAAGCAAACAAUCGGGUCAAAGAACUGGAGAAAGAGCUUCAGGCCACACUGUUACUUAAUCCUGCAAAGAUGACAAACAAAAAGCAGACUUCAAGAACUGGGAACGACUGUCUUGAGAACAGCCCAGUAGUGAAAUCACUGCAGGAGAAACUAUCUGCAGCCCAGCUCAAAAUGACUGAAUACCGCAACCAGAUCCAGACCUUUAAACAAGAGUUAAAAAUAGCUCACAAGGUGUUGAGCUGUGAGGUGGGUGAGGACGUCAAUAUUCAGCAGAUACUGUGUACCCCGGGAGGCUGGAGAGGCCGUUCUCAGCAGAUCCUCGGCCUUCAGAACAGAGUGCGAGACCUGGAACAACAGCUCAGCCAAUCAUCUCACAGGAAGCAGCUAUGUGACCAAGGCCUCGAAGAGGAGAUCACGAGAAUGGGAGGCUUACCGAAGACACAAGACAGAAACCUCAGCCACAUCCGUCACAUAGAGAGGGAGAGGAAGGAGGCACUGGAGAAGCUCACUAUGGAUUAUGAAGUUCUGCUUGAAGAGAACUCAGACUUAAAGAAGAAACUGGAGGGAUCCAAAGCCAGGAACAAAGUGUUGAGCACAGAAAUCAAAGCCCUGAAGAGCCAGAUCAGCACUCUGCUGGAUAAGGGCAAACAUGAUGAUGAGCUGGUCGACGCCUUAUUGAAGCAACAGUCGAAGUGGCAGGCCAUGUUCGGUCAUCUCAGCCAGAAAGGGUCCCAGCGUGAGGAGGCUCAGCAGGGCCUGGAGAGGCAGCUGCACAACGAGGCCCAGCAACACGCCUCCCUCAUCCAGCAGCUCAAACUCAUGGUGUCAGAGAAGGAAAACAAGGUCAAAGAGCUGGAGCAGGAGAUCCAGCAGCUCGCCCUCAUGCAGUCGGAGUGUAAAAGCCAACUUAACACCAGGCCUUUGCCAUCACGACAAGAGAACAGCAACUCUGCCAGAGAUGCUCAAGCGGCCUGUCCAGAGUGUGCUGUUAAAAUCCCGUCGCUCCAGGCCCAGUGUGCGGAGUAUAAGGCUCUUUAUCAAGCUGCGAGUGUGGAGAGAGACAGACUGCUGGAGCUGAGCAAAAUACAGCAAACUAGGGAAGAAGAGGCCAAGCGCCAGUGUGUAGAAGCAGAGCAGAAAAUCAGACAAGAACGGCAGCGUUCAGUCUCACUGGAGCAGCAGCUGGAGAAAGCCAAACUGGACUCAAGGAAAGAAGCAAUGCAUCGGAGCAGAACAGGAAGCACGGGCAGCACUCUGAGUCUCCCUGAGAAACAGGAGGGCUCGUCUCCCAGAAGCCUCUCUGCGGUCAGCCGUGAUGCCCAACUCAGUGAACUCAAAGCACACUUGUUAGUAGAGACUCCAAGGCCUGAAAUGGAUGGGUCAGAUGAAGGAGACGUCCAAAAUGUGUGCUGCUGGUUGGCACUGCAACUAGAAGAAAAUGAAAACUUGAGAACCACUCUGAGGAACACCUUGAAGGAAAAGAAAGAAGACUUGCAAUUCUACAAGGACAUGAUGGCCCAAGCAGCACAGAGCUUCCAGCAGGCCCACAGAAAGACUGAGACUUAGUUGGGACUGGCUCUUUGAUAGCAAACAGAGGACAAAACUGCCAUCAAGGGGACGCUCAGUUUAUAUGUUGCCAAGUCUGCUGUUGACCAAACACACAUACUACAUUACUUGUUUCAUGGCACCCUACUUUCUAAACUACAUCAAUCCAACCAGCAUUGUGAGGUCACAGGAGAUAAUUGAGAGAUGUUUCAUGUUUCAGAAACACUUUCUGUUGGAGGAAAAGUUAUGAAUAGAAUAGAAUAAUAAUGAGAACCUGUAAAUAGUAGUUAGAUGCUAUUUAUACUGUAUGUGCAUACAGUGGCAGAUACUAUAUAAAACGGUAUGAAAUUAUAACAACAUAUCUAGUCUAUAUGGUUAUAUAUAUUAAAGGGAACCUAUAAUGUCCCUUUUACAAGAUGUAAUAUAAGUCUCUGGUGUCUCCAGAAUGUGUCUGUGAAGUUUCAGCUCAAAAUACCCCACAGAUCAUUUAUUAUA